AUGGACAAAGAUCUUCCAAGUAUAAAGAAAUGGAUUGUGCUUUAUCCAUUUUAUAUCAGCUCUAAGAAAACUAUGGUUGAAGGGAGGAGAAUAGCUCGUGAGAAUCCUACUUGUGCUAAGAUUGGAUCUUGGGUUCCGCCAUUAGAGAGUUCAAGCUUCCCCACCGACCUCACCGCCACCGGCGGCGACUCCGCUCUCAAAGCCACUGAUUGGAUUCUCAACUGCAAUUCCUCCACCGCCACCUCUCAACCCAAACUCGAUCGCUUCUUCCUCUCCCAAUCCACAAAUUCACAAUCUCUAGACAAACAAGAACCAGAAGAACAACAGUCCACCCCAACUCCCCAAGCGCCACAAACUUCUCAUCCCGGAAACCCCGCCGCCUACUACCUCCGAUAA
Rosa chinensis is the source of this 396-nucleotide messenger RNA. RefSeq lists its product as uncharacterized. Gene Ontology annotation, biological process: SRP-dependent cotranslational protein targeting to membrane. The coding region runs from base 1 to 396 and encodes 131 amino acids. Gene Ontology annotation, cellular component: signal recognition particle. The record is from RefSeq and is a predicted model, not a curated record. Gene Ontology annotation, molecular function: 7S RNA binding. NCBI's taxonomy places the organism in Eukaryota, Viridiplantae, Streptophyta, Magnoliopsida, Rosales, Rosaceae. The transcript is spliced from 2 exons.